AUGAAAAUAAAAUAAAAUCCUAUUAUGAAAUUCCACUUAUGCUAAAAUGUUGAACUUAAAAAUCUAAUCCUUUAACAAAUUUACACAACAGAUUAAAGUCACAUUCCUUACCUCAUUCAGCUCGAAAGAGUCUCACCCUAUGAAGAUGAAAACUAGCAGAUGCAAUAUAGAUUUUAGAACUGGACAAUCAUAGACACAAACAUACAGCUAAUAAACUUUCAAAGUAUUUAAUUAGAUGAUCAAAAUUUGAAUGAGAUUAAGCUUGAACUUAUUGAUAUCACCUUGCAUAAUCUAGUCCUUUCACAUUAAGGCUACAUUAUUAACAUAGAAGAUUUUUAGCAUUUUAAUCUUAGCAUUUUUCUAAAUAACAGCAGGAUCCUUAAUAACUCUUUCACUGAUGGAAGAUUCUUUAAUCUUAAGCAUAAAUCAAAAAUCUUGAAGAUUAACAAUAUGACUUAUUGCAAUAAUUCUGGGAAGUUUAUGCAAAUGAUACCAAGCACAGUUCAUUCAGAAAAUCUAAACUAAGUUGUAGAAGUAACUAAUUCAGAAUUUAAGAAUAAUUUCGCUCCUAGUAAUGGGCUUAUUUACAAGAGAUAAAACACUUAUUUAGAAAUAUACAACUCAACAUUCCAAGACAAUUAUUCUGAUGGCAGAGGUUCCAUAAUAUUCUCAGAGUAUGAUUAUAGUAUAACUAGAAUUAAUGCUACUAAUUUUACUAGCAACUAUGCCUAUAAUGGGGGAUUAUUUUUUUAUCAGUCAAAUAAUGAGAUUUCGAUGUUCAGUGAUAUUUAAAAUAAUAAGGUAUCAAUCACUAGCUAAACUGGAUUAAAUAAGGCUUUUGUAGACAUUUUGGCAAAUUAAAAUUCUACAUUAUUUAUGGAUGAUGCUACAUUAGAUAAUACAAAUAAAGACUUCAGUGGGGAAGCAGCAGUUAUUUCAAUUUAAAGCUCAAGCGUUUAAAUAUCUCAAUUUGUAGCUUCAAGUUUUAGCUAUAAUUUGCUUUCCAUUGAGAAUAGUGAUAUUAUGAUAAACUAAUCUUUAUUUAAGGAUAGCUAUUAUGUUGAAUAAACUGAGGAUCUCGAUAUCGACAGUUAGUUCACUUCAAACGUAGCAUUCAAUAGUGGUGGUGCAGUUUAUCUUAAGAACAUUGAUUUAAUAAUUUAAAAUACAGUUUUUCUAGGUAAUAGUGCAUUAGGCGACUGUGGUGGUGCUUUAUACCUAUCCUCUUGCACUUACAAUUUGUUUAAAAAUACGUUCACUUCGAAUUCAGCAAAAUCAUGUGGAGGAGCAAUAUACUAUGACUUGUAUUAGCCCAAGAAUAUUUCAACAAAUAUUUUUUCACUUAAUCAAGCUUUAUAUGGAAAGAACUAAGCUUCAUUUGCAAUCUAGCUGAAAUACAUUUAAAAUAUGAGCAGUAUAGAUAAUAUCUAAACUACUUCGAGACUUGAUAUAAAUUUAGUCAGUGGUUAGUAAAUGAGUUUUCCUCUAAUAGUUGGGUUAUUUGAUCAAGAUGGCUAGUUGGUUUAUAAUGAUAAUUAAAGUAUUGCUUAGAUAACUACAAUGAUGCAAGUAAUUCAACUUUCUUAGAAUACAAAAGCAACUGCUGUAAACGGAAUGUUUACAUUUAAGGAUAUAACUAUGACAGCUUAACCAAAUUUAACUUCAAGUAUAAGAUUCAUUACAGAUUCUCUACAAUUUUAGAAAUUAAUGAAAAUAGGCACUAGAUUAUAAGAGAAUGCAUAUAGGGAGAAGUAACAUAAAAUAAUUUGUGUGUAGAAUGUCAGAAAGGAACCUAUUCAUUUUAACCAACUAACUUUUUUUGCUAAUCCUGCUUCAACCAUGCCAAAUGCUAAGGAAAGAAUUUAACUUUAGUAGAUUCUGGCUAUUGGAGAACUAAAGCCAAUAGUACAUUAAUAUAUAAAUGCCCAAAUAGUGAUAGUUGUUUGUAUGAUUUUUUUCAAUAAUCACUUCUAUAGAGGAGGACUUAAUUCUGAAUGCUUAGUAGGUUACAAAGGUAGACUUUGCCAAAUAUGUGAGAAGAAUUUAAGUGGAAUAAUUUAUGGAAGAGAAAAUAGUUCAUAAUGCGUGGAAUGCCAAGAUUUAUCUCUUUAAAUAUUAAAAUUGAUAGGUGUACUAAUUCUAUUAGCCUUUUAUGUGGGUUAUUUACAAUAAAAUAAGCCGUAAACUGUUCUGAUAAGGAUUUUCACUAACUACUAUCAUGCAACUAUGAUAGUAAAAUCGUUUGAUCUUAACUGGCCUUAAUAAGUAGAGGAUACUUUAAACUAUUUCUCAAUAAUUGGUACGACAAGCUAGUCUAUAUUUUCACUUGACUGUAUGUACAGGCAAUCAACCAGCUUAUCAAUUCCAACUCUAUACUUAAAAGUUAUUUUCUUUGGGUUGAUGCCUUUUAUUUUCAGUGGUAUGGGUGCUGCAUUUUGGUUUGGCAUAUAUAUUUACAAAAAUCUUAAAAAACAACCUUAAAUUAAUUUGUGGAGAAAUAUAAAUGUAACAACCUAUAUGUUCUCUUACAUAUGCUAUCCCAUGAUAACAAACCAGACAUUUUCUUUAUUCAGUUGCUAGAAAUUUGAAGAGGAAGAAGGGAGAUCAUUUCUAAAAGCUGAUUAUGAUAUAGAAUGUUGGACAGGCUUGCAUCUUUAAAUGAUAUAGUUUAUUGGCAUACCUUUCAUUGUUUUUUGGAUUUUUGGUUUCCCUAUUCUAUUUUUCUUCAGGCUAUUCAGACAUAGGAAGAACUUUAAUGAUCCUGAGGUUAUAUAAUAAUAUGGACUAUUUUUCGUUGGAUUAAAUGAUUCAUAGUUCUAUUGGGAAAUUCUUUUAGUUAAUUUUAGAAAAAUUGUCUUUAUAAUGUGCAGCACCCUGCUCUCAUAAAUGAGUCCAAUUAUAAAAAUACUUUUGAGACUUCAUUUAAAAAAACUGUUAAAAUAUCAAUGCUGCAGAUUUCUGACAGUUUACAGUAUAAGAGACUAUAAGUAGGAUUUGAAAAAAUAUGUUUAAAAAUAUAACAAAAAUAAAAAUAAACCUUGUAAAUCCACGCUUAAAGCUAACUUAAACAUAAGUGAUUCAUUUGACGAUAUAUGCUAUAAUAAUGAAGAUAAUUCCAACUAAAAAUAGGCCAAUAUUAAUGAUUAGUCAGACAUAAAGGAAAUCAAUAAGAUAGUAUUCGAAAAAUCGGUAUCAUCAGAUUAUGAUUAAAAUUAAAGUAUUUCCUCAAAGCCCACAAAGUUUAAGUCUCAAAAAUUGAAUUACUACCCUGAAUAUAUGCAUAAUUAAGACUAUCCGAGUAUUUCAUCAUAAAAUUCUGUAAUGAGAUCAAAUUUGAUUGACAAUAAAAGACAAGCUUAAGCUAAACUAAAAGAAGAACAAGUUGAAAAAACAUUAUAGUAAAUAAAAAGAACAAAAGUAAUAAAUGGAUAAAUAGCAAAAAUUUCAAAAAAGAAAGAUAAGGUAGUGAAGAAAAAAGUGAGGACAAUCAAGCCAGAUAUUUUCGCUUUUGAUUCUCAUGGAAAUUAAUUAACUCAGAAAUAAAAAGGUAAUAUAAUAAAUUCUGAAUAACCAGGAAAAGAUAAAUAAUAAAAAUGA
This is a messenger RNA of Stylonychia lemnae, 3597 nucleotides long. The record is from the annotation of a GenBank genome assembly. Lineage: Eukaryota; Ciliophora; Spirotrichea; Sporadotrichida; Oxytrichidae.